UGGAACGGAAGUCCUGUUGUCUCAAAGGAGGAGUUGGGGCUUUGCGGGGUGUGAUCUCAGUGUGAUGAGAAGGGUCCGCGAUAAAAGGGCUCUUCUGAGAUCGUCCGAAGUCUUAGAGACGCCUCGUUACAUUAGCCACACGCAUACGAGCACGUAAGGGUCCGCUUGUGAGUCUGUUCGAUGGAGCGUUGUCUUGUCUCAACGAACAGUGAAAGAGGUGUCUGAAGGAGCUGGCGUGUUAGAGGAAUGUGUGAAGGCAAUUAAUUGCUGUACUUGACUGAGUUGACACGUCCUCCUGAUCAAAAGUAUGAUGUUUACUGAGAAAAACAGCACUACAGUCCCUCAGAAGCCUGGGCAGAAGAAGACAAGACCACAGGGUCUUCCAUCUCCAGCUCUUUGUUGUGCCUGUGGCCUCUGCAUCAUGUUGGCAGGGAUCAACAUCACUCUUGUAGGAGCCUUUGCCUUUGGCACCUUCUUGCCAGUGAACAAUCCUCCCAUCAUCAUUGGGCCCAUUUUGCUGGUGGUUGCUUUUACCUUUUUUGCCGCCUGUUGCAUCUGUAGUCGGAGACCCCCUGCCCAUGGUCAGAGGAAGUCCAAGCCUGGUUCCAAUAUUGGCAUAAUCAAGCCUGGUCAUGCCACAUUUGAGAUUGAAACUAGCGAGCACACAGUGCAAGACACAACUGCAGUCCAGCUCAGUCCAACAAAUUCACCGGUGUCUUCUAAGAAAUCUACCCCAGUCCAUGAAAACCCAAAGACAUGUAAACUCUUUACUAUGGAUGGCAACAACCCUGCAGCCAAGUAUACACCUGGAGCCGAAGCAAUACAACUGAACUUACCCCAGGACUUGGAUUCAUCCUCAUAG
Pristis pectinata (smalltooth sawfish) is the source of this 862-nucleotide messenger RNA. RefSeq names its product transmembrane protein 275a (gene tmem275a). Lineage: Eukaryota; Metazoa; Chordata; Chondrichthyes; Rhinopristiformes; Pristidae. Bases 308 to 862 code for a protein of 184 amino acids. The transcript is spliced from 3 exons. The record is from RefSeq and is a predicted model, not a curated record.